GCGGCGGGUGCGGGCCGGAGAGUGCGUGCAUGCUGAAUUUUCUGUCCGUACAGGGAGGCAGAUGGUGGCGGCAGUGGUGGAAAACUCCAGCGGAAUGCAGCGAUGUUCGCCGUGGAUAUAAAGACGGCAGACAUCCCACUAAACCCCCCCUACGAGGCCCACUGCUACAACCAACCUUGCUAAAGACACCGACCUACGACAGCAGCGACAGCUUUAUAGUGUCAAUUGCAUUGCUACGGCCAUCAUGGGAUCCCUCGACUCGCUGCCCGCUAUGAAGCGCGAGCCAAAGAUCAUCUUCUUCACCGAUUUUGACGGCACCAUCACGCUGCAGGAUAGUAUGCUUCACGGAAACCAUUUGGGCAGAGAGGGAGAGAUGCGAGUCUAACUGUGGAUGCCACUCGCAGGCAACGAUCACUUGGUAAUGAUCUAUAUUCUUGCUUGAUUGCUUUCUACGUCCUGCCUCACUACUCUCAUGGACACUAGCUAACCAGGCCCCUCCAGACCGACCACCUCGGGUUUGGCGCUGUCGAACGAAGCGCAAGGAACACCGCUAUCCUCGAGGGCAAAAUUACUUUCCGGUAAACGCUCGAUUGUCCUCAUCCUGCUGCUUAAUGAUGAAGCCCAUUCGGUCUGUUUGCUGACUCCUGACAAUUAGGGAUGGCUUCCGGGAGAUGCUUGACAGUAUCGACACUCCCUUUGGCGAAUGUGUCGAGUUCCUCUGCCAGAGAGUCACACUUGAUCCACACUUCACCGAAUUUUACAACUGGGCCAAGAACAACAACGUGCCUAUUGUGGUGCUGUCGUCCGGGAUGGUCCCUAUCAUCCACGCUCUCUUGGUGAAGCUCCUCGGACACAAGCCCGAGAACAUCCAGAUUGUUGCCAACCAGGUUGCUAGUAGAGACGGAAAGGAUAUCAACUCCAAGGGAGGAUGGCAGAUUGACUUCCAUGAUGAUAGCCACUUUGGCCAUGACAAGUCCCUGGAGAUUCGCCCUUACGCUGCAAUCCCCAAGUCUGACCGCCCAAUCCUCCUCUAUGCCGGAGAUGGGGUAUCUGACAUCUCUGCUGCCCGCCAGACAGACCUGCUCUUCGCCAAAAAGGGACACGACCUAACCAUUAUCUGCAAACGUGAUAAUAUCCCAUACACAACUUUUGAGGAUUGGUCUUCCAUUCUCUCCACCACCAGAGACCUCCUUGAGGGCAAGACGACUCUAGAUGAUGUUAUCACUGCACAGAAGCGCGAUAACAACUAGAUUUUUACCCCACAUUUAGUUCUGAUCGUUUAUUAUAGACUGGCACUGUAUAUGCCGUUUGACACAUAUUUUAAACAUAAAAAAUCUAACUACGAUUGAGAUAUAGAGUAUCAUGAGAAAUAGAUAGAAUGAUUAUGCCAUGUUUGAUUUGUUCUUCCUCCCCUCUGAUGUUUCCGGUAUCAGCCCUCCCUUGCUUUGGCCCCCUAAGUUACAGAAUAUGCC
Trichophyton rubrum CBS 118892 is the source of this 1472-nucleotide messenger RNA. RefSeq lists its product as uncharacterized. Gene Ontology annotation, molecular function: magnesium ion binding; phosphatase activity. The transcript has 3 exons. Lineage: Eukaryota; Fungi; Ascomycota; Eurotiomycetes; Onygenales; Arthrodermataceae. The record is from RefSeq and is a predicted model, not a curated record. The coding region runs from base 672 to 1250 and encodes 192 amino acids. Gene Ontology annotation, biological process: L-serine biosynthetic process; dephosphorylation. Gene Ontology annotation, cellular component: cytoplasm.